Messenger RNA from Dothidotthia symphoricarpi CBS 119687, 2082 nucleotides. RefSeq lists its product as uncharacterized. NCBI's taxonomy places the organism in Eukaryota, Fungi, Ascomycota, Dothideomycetes, Pleosporales, Dothidotthiaceae. The transcript is spliced from 2 exons. Gene Ontology annotation, molecular function: FAD binding; oxidoreductase activity. The coding region runs from base 109 to 2082 and encodes 657 amino acids. The record is from RefSeq and is a predicted model, not a curated record.
GCGCCUUCUCGUGCCUUAAAACCUACGCGAACCGCAAGAACAUUGCAGCCAGAGGCUCAUUUUCAAUCCGCUUCUGGCCCCUUGGUUUGCAGCCACCCAUAAUUCAGGAUGUUGGCCAAAUAUUUCGGGCUGACUUUUGCCUGUGCUAUUCUCGUGAGGGCACAGACCUCUGACGCUCCCACUCUUACUGCAUCUAUUUCCCCCGCCACCGAGACUGUCGCUGCCAAUUCAACACAUGCGAACGUUCCUCUCUUCAAGAACGAAGCUAUACAGUUGACUGAUGAUGUCGUCACAUACAUUCAAGAGAACCCGGAUCUUUCCCAGUAUGCUUCGUUAUUCGAGUUCGAGGACACCGUGAACUCAACAUUGCCUGCGCGCGUUCGGCGGGCUCGUAGAUCGCAGCGCUGCAAAACGAUGCCUGGAGAUCUUCUAUACCCGGGAAAGCUGACCUGGGGCAUUUUUGACCUCUUGCUUGGAGGUGCGCUGGAGAAGAUUGUUCCUAUAGGUUCGCCCUGCUACAAAACUUCCGAAUUCAAUAACUACGACGCUGAGAGAUGUAACUCGACUAAUGGAUGCAGCUACGGUGAUAAUGGCGCGCUCAUGAGCCCUUUGUACUCUGGAUUGACGUGUGAAAUACCUGCUUCUGGAAACUACACACGUGGAAAAUGUACUCAAGGCGGCUUUUCAAGUUAUGCUGUUAAAGUCGAAAAUGUUGCUCAAAUUCAGUUAGCCAUCAACUUUGCUCGGUCACUUGAUCUCCGUCUAGUCAUCCGCAACACUGGCCAUGACUACAAUGGUCGGUCAAUAGCUAAAGGCGCUUUAAGCAUCUGGACGCACGGUUUGAAAGAGAUCCAGUACGUUGCAGAUUAUCAGGACACAGAGUAUACUGGUCCUGUUUUUAAAGUUGGUGCUGGUGUUCAAGGCUUCGAGCUAUACCAAGCCGCUGAGAAAUACGGCGUUACCGCUGUCGCUGGUAUUUGCCCAACAGUCGGUGUCACUGGUGGCUAUACAACUGGUGGCGGCCACAGUCCUGUGAUGCAGCUAUUUGGUGUCGGCGCCGACCAAGUUGUCGCGCUUGAAGUUGUUCUCACCAGUGGACGCUUUGUUACUGUUACUCCAUCGGUGAAUAGCGAUCUGUAUUGGGCUAUGCUCGGCGGGGGUGGUGGUACGUUCGGUGUCGUUGUUUCUGCCGUGGUCAAAGUACAUCGUAAAAUCCCGGUCACGACUGCCACCUGGACAAUCGUGACUUCGGACUCCGUUUCGGAGGCGACUUUCUGGAAGGCUUUCAGGUUUUUCUGGGACAGCUUUCCUGCCUACAACGAGGCCAAAACAUACUCCUACUUUUCCUUGAUCAAGGUUGCUCCGAGAGCCUACUCCUGGUCCAUGGGUCCUUUCUUCGCCACUGACAUGUCAAUCGCGCAGUACGAGGCUCUCUUGAAACCUUUUUACCAAAAGUGUGCCGAACUUGGUAUUGCCUUCGCCCCUGAGGUUAAGCACUACGACAGCUUUUAUCCAGCGUACCAGGCCACAUUUGCCCCCCUCAACUUCCGCGUUGGCCGCGCGGUCUCGACGCCUGGCAACCGAAUACUUCCCGUGGAAAACUGGGAGACUGAAGACAUCCGUGACCAGACUUUUGCUGCAUUGAAGAAUGCAGUUGAUAAGUCACUUCUUCUAAGAGUUUAUCAUCAGCAUCCAGCUGAUUCUGAGAACAAAGACCUAAACUCAGUGAACCCAGCCUUCCGCAACGAAGCGUCUAUGGUGAUUAUUGUCAACUCGAUCACCGAUACAUCCGCAGCAGGCUACAAGGCUGCCAAUGCUAUCUUGACAAAUGACCUCAUCGGCGGACUCCGCAAAGUCUCUCCAGCUGGAGGCUCGUAUGCCAACGAGGCCGAAAUUUCCGAGCCAGAUUGGCAGAACGCCUUCUGGGGUAAGAACUACCCUAGGCUUUUGACAAUUAAGAAGCAGUACGACCCCACUGAUCUCUUUUAUGUUCAUCAUGGUGUGGGCAGCGAGAAUUGGGCUGUUGAUGACAAAGGCAUCGUUGGUGUGCAGUCACAGGAUGGUCCUCUUUGCCGUGUUUAG